UUCCUGUAGUUAAACAAUCCCUACUUACAGCAUGGACAUGGUAACAGGUAAUAGCAGGACAAGCUUAUCAGUGAAGCAAAGCUAGUAAAGGCUAGCUUGUGGUGUUUGUGUAGUAUUUAAACAGGAAUUAAAUAUGUUGAAAUAGGUGUUCCUAGGAGGUUUGCUUACGGGCUAGGUGAAGUGAAACUGUAGGCCUGGAGCUCUUCGCAGAACUUUAAAUGCACUGUGCCAAUUAAGCUUAUAGUAAACUUCGGCUAAUUAACUUAGGAAAAUUGGGAGCUGGAUUUAGCCUAGCAAAUGGGACCAGGCGUCCGUGAGAGACUUGCAUUGGAGCAGCCUGUGUUGCUACAGCUUUGCUGCUGUUGUAGGUAUUGAAAUUGGCUAGACCCGGUCUGCUCCUUCUGGUGCUUUUAUGUGGGUGUACUACCGAGCUGACUGAAAAACAUUUACGUUUUCUUGCCUCUUGUGCCAUGAUCCUACCUGCAGAUGUAAGAAUGACGGGACAGAUGUCAUGCACCCAUUGGGAAGCGUACCUUUGAGUGUGAGGUACAAUCCUUCAGUGCUAAAUCAGGAGAUUAGGUAUUACAGAACUUUCACUCUGUAUUUAACUGUUUCUGAAUCUUGUGACAGUAAAUUAUAUCACUAGCAUGUCUUUUGGAGGUUCUAUCUAUUGCAUUUGCAGAGACCUAUACUGUAAGCAUAUUUCUUGAUAAUCCUGGAUCAAAAAGUAUUACAGGCACUUCUGGCUGCCUAUUGGGUGGAACAGAAACACUUUAGGAGCAAACAAGCUAAUGUACCAGUUUGUGUUUAGUCUGUUUUCACUAAGGUACAAAGCACAAUGCUACACUAAAUCUUUGCUGCAAGGUGUCAUGGUUUCAAUGAGAGGUAAUUACUGUAUGGCUUUCUUCUGCCAAACAGAUGAAGAGGAAACUAAAGGAUGCAAAGAAACUCUGUGGGUGUGCUGAAGAAUAGCUAGCUUUGAAUACUGACUGCAGAAUUAAGGCUUUGGGUGGGCUUAGUUUGUUACCUCUCAAAAGGCAGUUGGAAUCAAAGUCCAGGAAAAAAGACUUCAGUUGCUCAAUAGAAGAGCAGCCAUAAGACAUGGAGCAAUAAGACUCUUCUAAAUUACUAGAAGGAUAAGGAGAAAUAUGAUUUACUGUUGUCUUGCCUAUGUGAAACUUAAUGUAAAUACACAUACAUGCAAGAUAAUACAUACAGCGUUUAGCUUCGGACUAGUGACCCACAUAUGAAGUAGGUUUUGCAUCAGUUUGAGCUAAAACCAGUAUUUUUGAAGCACCAACAUGGUGCUUCAGCAUAUUGUUUUGGAAAGCAAGCUGUUGGUCUGGGCUUGAUUUGAGGUGUGGUAAUUUAAAAACUGCUUUUCCUGUAAAAAUGGGGAUAGUGAUGCCAUAUUACAAAGGUGGCAUGAGGCCAUGGGGUGGGUUACACAGGUGCUAAACAGUUCAAGAUUGAAGAUAGGGCUUGAUGCUCUAACCCUCAGGAGCAAUAGUGAAGAUGAACGGCUCAGGCAUUUUGGUCUCAUUAUCUUCUGGUACAUAAAAUCUUCAGCAUCUAAGGGUAAGUUGCAAAGUGUAAAAAGGGGGAAAAGAAGAAAGAUUAACCAUUCAUUAACACAGUUGUAUAAUCCUUCCCUCCCUUUCCUUGGGAAUGCUUGAAUUCCACUCCCACACUGUAUCCUCAAAAUACUCUCAUUGUUUUAAUUUAGUUCUGGACUGGUACUAACAAUAGUGCAAACAUUGCUCCAUAGGCACAGAUGGAGUUUCCAUAUGUUGAGAGAAACAUUAGAAGCAUUAACAUAGGAGAUAUCCUGCACCCCGCCCCCUCAGUACAGACAGCUUACAGGAAGAAAAUAGGUAAUAUUCAAGGCAAAUGUAUGUAGUGCAUACUACAUAAGCGUGAAAAUUAUAAAACUUUCCUGAAUCACAGUGUGCAGUAGGAGAAUUUGCAGCAAGAAUAAUUUGCAGCAGCAUGAAUAAUUUGCAGCAAGACUUCCUAUUCUGCAGGACCUGAUCAUGCAGUACCUGAUAACUUCUUGGAUAUGGGUGAAAUCCUCAGGUCCCUUAUAUAGGCCCUUGAGUCUCUGCCAUAGCAUUUAAUAUUCAUCUUCUGAUGAGCUUCAACGUGGGCAGGAUUUACUGCACACUGACCAGUGAGGAUGAAACAUGCUCCCUUUGGAACUGCUUAUGAAGUAAAAGGGUAGCUGGUGUAAGGGAAGGAACAGCCAUUGUGCUGGGCAGGUCAGCCCGUCUCCGGUUAAACUUUCAUGAAUAGAUCAAAAAGUUGAGAGGUUAAAGACUGAAUCUUGCAUUGUUUAUUGAACACUUACUUUCACAGCUCUUGAACGUAUUUGUAGCACAUGCCCCACCUAACAGCUGAAGGAAGCUGUUCUUUCUGCUGCAGAAUACUUCCCUUUCCUGUGUGACUUUUCCUCUCCCAAUUCUGUUUCCACAGCAAUCAGGACUUUAUGAAUACAAAAUCUUUGGUGGUCUUGCUGACUGUCCACCAGAACUGUGUGCAGAUGUCUAUAUGGAUUUAGAUUUUAGAAAACAAUGGGAUCAGUACGUUAAAGAACUGUAUGAGAAAACUUACGAUGGUGAAAAAAUAAUCUACUGGGAAGUGAAGUACCCUUUUCCUCUCUCAAACAGAGAUUAUGUCUAUAUUCGUGAAUGUCGAGUGAUGGAUGUUGAUGGGCGGAAGAUCUGGGUUGUGUUAGCUCAAAGUGUGUCUGUUCCUCAGUGCCCAGAAAAGCCUGGUAUUAUCAGAGUUAAAAGCUAUAAACAAAGUCUCGCAAUUGAAAGUGAUGGCAAGACUGGAUCUAAAGUCUAUAUGUACUAUUUUGAUAAUCCUGGUGGCAUGAUUCCAUCGUGGCUGGUCAACUGGGCUGCCAAGAGUGGUGUGCCUACUUUCUUGAAGGACAUGCAAAAAGCUUGCCAUAAUUAUUCCAAGAGCACAUAGGCCACAUCAAGUUGAUCUGAUUUCUAGAGUUAUGCACUUUCAGGAAUGGCUAUCAUACAACGCACUGGAUAAAAUCUACCUCUAACUGGAAAUAAUUUUAUUUUACUUGGCUUAUGCCUUGAAUUUUAUUAGGCCUUUGUUUCCAUCUUGAACUGAAGAGCUAGCUAUCGACAAGAUAAUAGCAAAUUCAGCUGCCUCCUUUUUGAAGUACUUAGUUUUUGUCUUGACGCCAUGCUUUAUGCUGAUUGUCAGUAGGUCAGCUAGAGGAAUUAUGUUUGUAAAAUAACAGACAAGAGACACCAAUGACCUUGCUAGGAAAAAAUGUCUCAACUUGUCCUGAGAAUUCUGUGCAUGUUAUGCCUGGAUCUGCCUGUGUGGCCUUGCAGGGUGGCUUCCUACUGAAAGCAGGUAAUGGAACUUGCAUGUCUGUGUGGAAACACUUCUGUUGCCGGGAUUGGUCAUUCUUAAAUUGCCUGCCUGCCUGCCAUAAACCUAAAAUGUACUGAGGGUAUAUAGGUAAAUUACUAGAAGCCUGCAGUAGGAACUGGAACUCAUUAUGUAAGUCUAGAUAUAAAAGGAUAUGUGCCUAAAGCCUUGCAUUGGCAUCUCAAUGUCCUUGCAUUAAAGGUAUGAAGCAUUAGCUAUGUCCAGCUAGCAAGAAGGAAGAUGGAGUUACCUUCCAUGUCUGAUUUAAUGGAAACAAGUUAUAUCUUCAAACUCAGUAACCUCACCUAUAAGGCAGCUUAGAUACAACAUUUAAAUUGGAAGUAUUUCUAAGCUGGAUGCCUGCAACUAAUUUAGACUUCUUUGUUACACUCACUUGUGAAUGAACUUGAUGUGAAUCUUGGGGUUGCUUAUGUUUUUAAACUUCAUGCUGAUGUAAAGAAUGGAACUGUAUUUCUUGGCUGAUAAUCUACCGAAAGCACAGCUGAGCAGGAAAUUAAAUUUAUAGCACCUUUGGGUGGAGAAUAGAGCAGACCAAGGGUGAAAAGGCCUCAAUCUCAGGGAUUUAAAAUAUUCUGCAUCUUUGCUAAAUCUAAUUCUGCUGCUUCUUGUAACUGGGUAGCUUUAUCUUCUUAAAAAAAAAGAAAUGGUUGAAGUGACUGCCUUUAUAUGUUGUGUAAUUAAUUAUUUGUUUAAAUUAAAUCAUUAUUCUGUCCAUAAAAUGCAGUGCUUUUGUUCCAUCUCUCAUGUUUAAGGCUGGCCAUGCUGGGCAGGUCACAAAUAUGACUGGCUGACAUCAUAUGCUGCUUUAUUUUUAAAGCCUUUUGGAAAAAUAACUUGGAUUCACGAGAAUUAAGUAGAGUCCUCUGUGUACUGAGGAUGUUGCUGCCUGCAGUUCAUCCAUUUUUCCAAAUAUCUUGGCCUUGUAGACCAUUCCUGAAUCAAAUACUGUGGUGUUAGACCACUCUCAAUCCACUUUUAGCUUAGCUGUUAAUCAAAUUUCUUCUAGUAGGUGAAGAGCACAAACAGCUAGAGAAAAUUCUGAAGACGCAUUUUCCUUAUUUUUCCAUAACUUUUGCACUUACUGCAGCUGGAUCCAAAUUGGUACUUGUCUAUAUACCUAAAACAAAUUACAAUUCUGUCAUAACAAGAGAAUGAAUGAUGGUGUUUUAUUUGAGUAUAUCAAACUUCAAAUUUUGGCAGUGUUUCCAAGAAUUUGUGUGUGUGUGUGUGUGUUGGUUUUGAUGAUUCAUUUUUAGGAGCGUGCUAGGUAUUUAGGAGUUCAAAUGCCAUAAGCCUUCAGAGGAAUACCAAAAUUACUUUUAAAUAAUAGAAUGGAUACAAGUUAUGUCCUGGAGCAAAGGAGGAACAGGUCGAUUGUUCCAAAGGAAGACAGAAAAGCAAAACAAUCUAUUCUCAGCCUGAAAUAACAGAAUUGGAAAAGUGAGCUAACUGAGGAAGAGUCAUCCUGGAACACUGAUGCAAACUAAUGGAUUUUUGUAAUACAAAUCUGCCUUAACCGCAAGAGUUGCAACAAGAAAUGUGUAGGUAGCAAGCUGGGCAUGUGCACAGAGAUGAAUCGCCUACAGGUAUGAGGUUGUUGGGUUUUUUUUUUUUUUCCCCUCCAUCCAUUCCAUCAUUUUGUUUGAUGUUUAAUAAAAGCAACCUUACAUGAGAAGGAGUGAAAGUAUUUUGAUUCAUAAAUUCAUGACUGCACCUUUGUCAUUCUUCUAGAAAUUUGUCAUCAACACCUGGUAUACAUUUGUUUGCAGUGUGCUGAAAUGCUUAGACUAAGCACUCUAAAGAGGCUAAACUGCACCAUUGUUAAUCUUGCUGAAAACAGAAUUUCCUAGAGACCUUGCACUAACAGUGUAUAGUAAUACGUGGUAUUUGCUCCUGUAUCCUUAUUAAAAGCUAUUGCACAGGCAGUUUCUUUUGCUGUACUCAACUUUCCAAGUUAAAGGUCACACUUGAUCGAACAGUAGCUAUUGAAAGCAGAUUUCUUUUCCUCUUUUUCACAAGCAACUAACCAAUGAUAUGAGAUGAAUGCAACAUCAGAUCUUCUGUUAAGUUUGUGUCUCCGUUGGCUUUCAUAGUGACAUAAAUAUGCAGUGAUGUUAUUUCAUUUCACUUUAAGUAUGAACUACCAUAUCUAUCUUGUAUUUUGUGGCUUUGCAUCUGGUGGCUUCUUGUCUAAAUCAGUUUAUAACCAGAAAAAAAUGUUUGUAUUGUUCAGUCUUGGAUGCAAAAGUUACUCAUAAA
Messenger RNA from Struthio camelus australis, 5682 nucleotides. NCBI's taxonomy places the organism in Eukaryota, Metazoa, Chordata, Aves, Struthioniformes, Struthionidae. The record is from RefSeq and is a predicted model, not a curated record.